Molecule: messenger RNA, 2365 nt
Organism: Volvox carteri f. nagariensis
Lineage: Eukaryota; Viridiplantae; Chlorophyta; Chlorophyceae; Chlamydomonadales; Volvocaceae
Exons: 7
Coding region: 238-1617 (459 amino acids)
Molecular function (GO): acyltransferase activity, transferring groups other than amino-acyl groups
Source: RefSeq, a predicted model, not a curated record
AAAAAACAUGUUAAUUAGACGGAUCAAGAAGGUUAGCUACGGCAUAGCACUCUCAGAUUUUUGCACGAUUCCACAUAAGGUCCCUUUUUCCUUUCUGCACUUCUACUUCAUACGUAACAAGAAAGCGUGAAGCCUUGAGGCAUUGCUACUAUACAUUAAUCCAUAGUUUCUUGUUUCCUUGCAAUUUGCUUACACGGUUAAGGCGCGCUGACCUUGUGGGCUGGACGAUUCUAGAAGAUGUCCCAACUAAAGGAGAUUCAGGAGUUCUUGGCUGGGCCUCAAGGGCCCAUGGCGGUUGCAGCUCUGGUGUUUGCACUGGGUCUCAUUGUGAUUGCAAAGUAUCUGCUCCGGGCAGGCGGUGUUGGCACGUCCAAGCGUGCCGCAGCCAAACGGAAACAACCACAGCCAGUAUCGGUGUCGUCGGGUGUACCAGCAAAGGCGGUACCUUCGGCUGCAAAGGGUACAGCGCCGGCGGAGGACGACGAGGAUGGAUCUGACAACAAAGGAAUGGGUAGCAUCGUUGGCGGAUGUUCUACGGACCUUAAAUGCCGGCCAUCGUCACGCUCUAGCUCCCAUGCAACACCAUGGCCGGUCCGUGCGACAACAUACGCGCUUGACUCACAGGCGCAUCAGCGCAAUACUUCCGAAAUCCCUGUACGCCAAGCCUAUGGCCGAACGUCGCCGAGCACUGCCUCAAGGCCAACGGCAUGGUGCUCGGCCACUGUGCCAAGCCAGGCCUGCUGGUUCAACCCACCUCUGGACACUGCCUGCUGCCGGCAUGACGCUGUCUCCAUAGCGCCCACGUCCGCGUCCUCGCAGCCUCGCUGGGGUGGGGUGAUAACGGCAGCGGCGAAGGCAGCCAGGCGCGACGGACGCCACAGGGCUAGGAGAAUCCUGCCGCUACCAGCGGCAGCACCAGCAUCGGCGGCGGCAGCCGCGGCGGAUCCUAAUGCAGAAGUAUCGUACACCUCAAACAACGGCUUGGUACUCAUGGUACGGAAAAUACGCACGCUGGACGAGCUCCGCCAAGUUGCCACGUUGCGCGCGGAUGCUUACUACGCGGAAAAUCAGUCACGUUUCGUGGGAUCCCUUAAGAAAAAGUUCGUGGAGCAAGAGGUGGAGUCCUUGCAGCAGCGCACCACCAUCCUGUCGCGGCAGGGAAAGCCCUACUCGGAGUGCCUGGUUGCCAUAGACUCCGCCUCGGGUGCCGUACUAGCCUGCAUCGACAUGCGCCUUCCGGCGGCUCUCAAUGGCACACAUCCCCACGGUGUACCGCAGGACGACCCCUCCGGCUGCUACCUUCUCAACGUGGUGGUGCGAGAGGACGUGCGGGGCCAGGGAUUGGGCCGCGGCAUCAUGCAAGCUGCUAUGGUGCGCGCCGUGCAGCUCUGGGGCGCAGGGGCGCUGUACACACACGUGGAGGCAGAUAACGAGGUGGCGUACAAGUUGUACCAUAGCUGCGGGUUCGAGCGGCACAGCGCGGACUCCAAGUACGAGGCCGCGUCGAAGUUGGGCCAGACGGUUUCCUUCACUUUCGAGCACCAUAUGGCUUUGACGAACGAAACAAAUGCUAUCGCGGAUACCACAGUUCUGCAACUUAAUUGCAGGGGAUCUUAACUCUUAAUAAAGAGGAGUUCAUAUCUCACAAUAACACCACGAACUUAAAAACACCGCAAAGAAAAUAUUCAAAUUAUAAUCGCCACGGCAUAGGCGCGUGUAUUUGCUUAGUGUCAUACCCACCCUCCCACUGUGAAAUCUCUUCACGCCAAAGCUUAUAUGUCAAGGGACCUAAUCUGCUCAAGGACCCUGUACGACAAGCAUCUAACCAUGCGCACGCGCGUAAGGCUCAGGUCCGGUGCCACCUGGCCCCCAGUUGAAAGCAGUCUCACGCAGCAGCACCGCAAACGAAAACAAGUACAUAACAGAAAACAAGACACAUGAACAUACCAUUACACAAAAAGGAAAGCAACAGCACAAAGUAUUGGGCACCAUAAGGCGUCUUAACGUGUACGACACUUGCGUCAGUGCGGCUGUAAAGAGCUAUACGCUGCGAGAAAAAAAACACCAGUAAGGCACAAUCUGCAAAAACUGAAAACACGACUCCAAAACGUAUUUAUAUCCCUCUGCAAAAGAUGCCCUAGGCAUCAGCAAACAGUGAAUCAAUAGCUGAGAUGGAAGCGACACCCGGCGCGACACGCGGGCAACACGCCGGCCGGCUGCAGACAAAAGCAGCACCGCACACGGCAAAGCACCGUACAGCACAAUUCGAGGUCAUGAGCGCAAAAGUAACCCGAAGCAAAUGACUAACAGACUCCGCUCAUGGCAACGAGAAGCCGCCCAUACAGAGCCCCAUCGCCAGCGCCCC